UAUUUUAUUAAUGAGGAGGCAGCGGCCACGUACAAACUGGCUGCUUCUGGUUUCUCGGCAUAAAUACAAAGCUGAGCCGGUCUGAGGGGGAAAGCACACAAAGGAAAGCGGCGGACUGAGAUUUUUAAAGCUGAAGACCACGAGAGUCAGACUGCAUCUUAGAGGAGCUUGGACGGCAUGCAAAGUUGUGACAUUUCCUCAGACAGCACUGAUGAUCCUCUUAGUUGCAGCCUACACACUCAUCGGCAGCCUCGAAUUUUGGUGAUUGGUGCUGGUUUAGCUGGCCUUGCUGCAACAAAGGUCCUGCAGAAAAACGGAUUCACGAAUGUUACUGUGCUAGAGGCAUCAGACCACAUUGGCGGAAGAGUUCUCAGUGUACAACACGGAAAAACUACUUUGGAGCUCGGAGCCACAUGGAUUCAUGGUGCCAACGGGAACCCGGUGUACCACUUGGCAGAGGACAAUGGAUUACUUGAAGACACCACAGAUGGAGAGCGGAGUGUCGGACGCAUUAGUCUGUAUACCAAAAAUGGUGUGGCUCAUUACCAGACCAACUUGGGCAGAAGGAUCCCCAAGGACAUGGUGGAGGAGUUCAGUGACCUGUACAAUGAGGUGUAUGAGCUGACACAAGAAUUCUUCCAGAACGGGAAGCCUGUGUGUGCCGAGAGCCAGAACAGUGUCGGUGUUUUUACACGGGAUGUGGUGCGAAAGCGGAUCAUGGUGGAUCCUGAUGACUCUGAGAGCACCAAGAAGCUCAAACUGUCCAUGCUUCAACAGUACCUCAAGGUGGAGAGUUGUGAAAGCAGCUCUCCCAGCAUGGAUGAGGUGUCUCUGAGUGCAUUUGGUGAGUGGACCGAGAUCCCAGGUGCACAUUAUGUCAUUCCUGGAGGUUUCAUGAAGAUUGUGGAGCUGCUGGCCCAGGAUAUCCCCUCCCACACCAUCUGCCUUAACAAGCCGGUCCGCUGCAUCCACUGGAACUACUCCGCCCAUCACGAGGAGGUGAUCACCAAGAGCAGCACCAGCAAUCACAAUGAAAACAACCAUCGCUGGCAACCUUACGAGGACCCUCUUAUCCUAGGGCACCCUGUUUACGUGGAGUGCGAAGACGAGGAGUGGAUCAAAGCCGAUCACGUGAUCGUGACAGCUUCCCUGGGUGUGCUGAAGCAGAGCCACGAGACCAUGUUUUCCCCAUCGCUGCCAGAGGACAAGGUCCAAGCCAUCCAGAAGCUUGGCAUCAGCACCACUGAUAAGAUAUUCUUAGAGUUCGCUGAGCCCUUUUGGAGCCCGGAAUGCAACAGCAUUCAAUUUGUGUGGGAGGACGAGGCUCAGCUGGAACAGCUGGCCUAUCCAGAGGAGCUGUGGUACAAGAAGAUCUGCAGGUUUGAUGUUCUCUACCCACCUGAGCGCUACGGAUACAUGUUGAGCGGCUGGAUAUGUGGGCAGGAGGCACUUCACAUGGAGCGCUGCGAUGAUGAAAUGGUGUCCGAGAUCUGCAGUGAGCUGCUGAGGCGCUUUACAGGCAACCCAAACAUUCCAAAGCCGAGGCGCGUGCUGCGCUCCUUGUGGGGCAGUAACCCCUACAUUCGGGGCUCGUACUCCUUCACACGAGUGGGCUCUAACGGGGGUGACUUUGAACGGCUGGCCACGCCACUGCCAUACACCAACAGCACCAAGGCUUCGCCCCUACAGGUCCUGUUUGCAGGAGAAGCCACCCACAGAAAAUACUAUUCCACUACCCAUGGUGCUUUGCUGUCAGGACAGAGAGAGGCUACUCGCCUGACAGAAAUGUACCACGACUUGCACAGAGCCGAAACCACAAAGCCUGACCUGUAGGAUAAAGAAGAACC
This is a messenger RNA of Thalassophryne amazonica, 1847 nucleotides long. It is a transcript of the gene smox, whose product is annotated as spermine oxidase. Gene Ontology annotation, molecular function: polyamine oxidase activity. The coding region runs from base 178 to 1833 and encodes 551 amino acids. The record is from RefSeq and is a predicted model, not a curated record. NCBI's taxonomy places the organism in Eukaryota, Metazoa, Chordata, Actinopteri, Batrachoidiformes, Batrachoididae. The transcript has 7 exons.